Molecule: messenger RNA, 948 nt
Organism: Lactuca virosa
Lineage: Eukaryota; Viridiplantae; Streptophyta; Magnoliopsida; Asterales; Asteraceae
Source: the annotation of a GenBank genome assembly
AUGUUUGAAUCUGCAAGAAGUAUUAUGAAUCGGCUUGGUGAUUGUGCAAAGGUUAUAGCAGUGAAAAACAAUCCAGUACAAUGGACAACUCCUCUUGGACUUCCUGUUGUUCAACCAUACCGCAAAUUAGGAAGACAUCUUAUUAAGACAUCUCUUCAAGUUUUGACACUACAACGAGAAACCGAUAAGGUGAUGGUGAAAAGACAAAGAACAGCCUUUCCUCCUAACUUUGUCCACUCUCUUGAUGGGUCCCACAUGAUGAUGACAACCAUUGCUUGUAAAGAGGCCGUCUUAAGUUUUGCAGGACAAGAUCUUGAUUACAGCAACAUAGCUCACAGUCAUCUUCUUCACUCUGAUUGGGCUAAGCUAGAUAAAUUAUUAACCAAAUCUAAUUCAUUACGAGUGAAACACAUUCUGUUAAAGCUUCAAAACGACUACGUCAUUUACCUAAAAUUCUUCAAAUGGAUUGAGCUUCACAACCCUAGUUUACUCACCCUCGAAACAAAUUCCAUCAUCCUCCACAUCCUCACCAAGAAUCGUAAAUUUGUGUCAGCUGAAUCCAUUUUAAAGAAGAUUAUCGGUUCUUGCUCUUGUGAUGUAAACCUCCAUUCUAAGCUCUUCGAUGAUGUUCUUCACUCUUAUCGAAUGUGUGAUUCCACUCCUCGUGUUUUCGAUGCUCUUUUCAAAAUGUAUGCACAGAUGAAGCAUUUCAGGAAUGCAACAGAUACAUUUUGUCGUAUGAAGGAAUACAGAUUUGUUCCCAACAUUAAAUCAUGUAACAUGUAUAUGAGUUCACUACUUAGUUUCAAUCGAGCAGACAUCGCGUUACCAUUUUACAACCAAAUGAGAAGAUCCAAGAUCACAAUCAAUGUGUUCACUCUCAACAUGGUGAUGAAUGCAUAUGUUCAAUUAGGGAAACUAGAGAAAUGCAGUCCAAGUGUUCGAUGA